Molecule: messenger RNA, 1571 nt
Organism: Manihot esculenta (cassava)
Lineage: Eukaryota; Viridiplantae; Streptophyta; Magnoliopsida; Malpighiales; Euphorbiaceae
Product: mitochondrial uncoupling protein 2
Exons: 9
Coding region: 259-1173 (304 amino acids)
Biological process (GO): mitochondrial transmembrane transport; mitochondrial transport
Cellular component (GO): mitochondrial membrane
Molecular function (GO): oxidative phosphorylation uncoupler activity
Source: RefSeq, a predicted model, not a curated record
UGAAGAAUCAGAAGCAACUCCUGGUAAUGUAAUCACAGCAAAUCAAUGAGCAGUAGAAGACCAGCAAGCAGUGAAAAGCCAGCUACCUUCACACAACCUUCAAUGGCUAGCCAUUAGCCAAUUGAAAGCUGUAUCUUCAUGACCCUUUUCUUCAUAAUCACUCUUUCUCUUCUCAUUUUGAAACCCUGAAUUUAUCUCGCUCUCUUUUUCAUCUCUUACUCGACUCAUUUUAUUGCCCAAGUCUCUUCUUCUAUCCUCAUGGCAGAUCUCCAGCCCAAAUCUGAGAUUUCCUUCGCUGAAGUCUUUCUCUGCAGCGCCUUCGCUGCUUGUUUUGCCGAGUUCUGUACCAUUCCUUUGGACACUGCCAAAGUUAGGCUUCAGCUCCAACGCAAAGCUUCUACUGGGGAUGGUGUGUUGCCCAAAUAUAGGGGUUUAUUGGGUACUGUGGCUACUAUUGCUAGGGAGGAAGGUUUAGCAGCACUUUGGAAAGGCAUCACCGCAGGAUUACAUCGCCAGUUCAUAUAUGGAGGUUUAAGGAUUGGAUUAUAUGAACCUGUCAAAACAAUUUUGGUUGGCAGUGAUUUUGUUGGAGAUAUUCCUUUAUACCAGAAGAUACUUGCAGCUUUUAUAACUGGCGCUACAGCAAUCGCAGUGGCUAAUCCAACUGAUCUUGUUAAAGUGCGGUUGCAAGCUGAAGGAAAAUCAUCAAGCGGUUUACCCAGGCGAUAUGCUGGAGCUUUAGAUGCUUAUUUUACUAUAGUCAGACAGGAAGGAUUAGGUGCCUUGUGGACUGGACUUGGACCCAACGUAGCACGAAAUGCUAUUAUAAAUGCUGCUGAACUUGCCAGUUAUGAUCAAGUGAAACAGACAAUUCUGCAAAUUCCUGGGUUCAUGGACAAUGUUUUUACUCAUCUCCUAGCUGGUCUCGGUGCAGGGUUUUUUGCAGUCUGUAUUGGUUCUCCUAUCGAUGUGGUGAAAUCUAGAAUGAUGGGUGACUCAUCGUACAAAAGCACUCUUGACUGUUUCAUCAAGACACUGAAGAAUGAGGGGUUUUCAGCCUUUUACAAGGGCUUCCUUCCAAAUUUUGGUCGUCUGGGAUCUUGGAAUGUCAUUAUGUUUUUGACUCUUGAGCAGGUCAAAAGAAUAUUCACAAGAGUAGUAUAUUAUGAUUAGUGAUGAGUUUAGCAAGCAAGAAGACGUGCAUGCGUUUGGUAUUUUGCCUCUUCAUCUACUGGAGAUUUUUUCCGCCAGAAAUAAGGUUCACUGCUUAUAUUCUUUCCAUUUAGUUACAGUGAGAAAUGUCUUCAUAUGUUAGACACAGGCUAGAUUCAGUUAAAAGUAUCCUUCCACAGGAUCACAAGUUUCUGUCUUUUAUCUUUCAAAUUCAAUCAAAAACCAACACUAUAUACUCGCAUGUUCUUUUGAAUGAUUAAAACCCUAUGCUUAAACAAGUAGCAGCAUUUCUUGUAAUAUUGUGCAACACUCGCUCAAAUGGAUUGCCCUGUAUAUCUGUAAAGAACUCGGUUAAUGGUUGGGUAAUUCAUUCUCUCAACUCAUUUUUAUUUGUCCUA